AUGGACACAGAACAUGUCACUGGGCACUUGAGGAAAUGUUUCAAAUUCGUUUAUGACAAAGUCAAGUUACUGAACGGCCGGGUGGACGGCAUGGAAGCGCAAAUGACGCAUCUUAAACAGCUUGUCGAAGACGUUAAGAUCAAGUCAGAAGCGGAUAACCAAGGACUGCAAAGAGAUAUUGAUGCUCAGAAGGCGCAGAAUCAGCAGCUGCGAAACGAACUGGAUGCUGAGAGGGAUCGAAACCAGCGACUAGAGACUACGAUCAAGGAUUCACAACAGUCAAUCACCCGGACCGGUCAACAGUUGGGUGAUCUCUCCAACCAGUUUCGUGCCCACGAGACUAUCGCUACUGCAAAGUUGCAAAGGACAGAUCGAAUCGUGCCAGAUCUCAAGCAGCGGAUUGAGUCGCUGGAACGGUCUGGCAAUACCUACAGUCAGAGCAUUGUCGAACUGCGAAACCACCUAGAAGAUCGCUUCGAGACAGCAGUGGUUCAUACCCAAGAAUCUUUGCGCCACAACAAAACCGCCUGGAUCAAAGGUCUAGAACUCCUCAGAACCGAGACGGCGGAAAAGCUCGCUACUACGACAGAUCACUUCUCCACCGCUGUUGAUACCGUGCAAGCGCAAUCCCGCGAGCAUACGGAAGCCUUCGAGAAGACAGCUCUGGCACUGGACCAUAAUUCCCAGCGUAUCGAAGAGCUCGAAAAAGCGGUGGAAGAGCCACAGUUUCUGGAAAGCAUGAACCACCGCGUCGAAGAGCUUGAGAAUGCUAAAGAAUCACAUGAUGCGGCACUACAAGCUUCUCAGGUCACAAUGACCAGACUCGAUUCCCUAGAUGCCCGUCUGGGCGUGUCGGAAGUCGCUCUCAACUCUAUUCGGACACCGAAUGUGACACCUCCAACUACCACAACAGCUACCGCCGCUCUCGACGAUCCUCAGAAUAAGGUCGACGCAGUCUAUUUACAGUUGAAGAAUGAACUUGCCUCAUUAAGUAAUUGCAAAGACCGACUUGUCGCAUUGGAAAAGCACCGCGGUACCCCUGCAUCUCGCAAACUUGACAAUAGGGUCUGCGUAUUGGAAGAGAACUACGGCAAAAUGCGCAAUGACCAUACAGACAUGACCGCCAAGUGUGUUACCCACGAGCAGUUAGCUGCAGCAAGGAAUGCCGAUGCUGCCUCCCUCCAGACGACUAUUCAGAACCACCGGGAAGAGGUGAAGCAGAGGGUGGAGUAUAAUGUUGUACUCCUGAAUGGGCUAAGGGGUCAGCACCUACAAAAUAUAGAGACCUCUCUCAAAAAGGUCGUCCAGGAUAACGCAUUUCCCGUGAGUACCUACCACAUCAUCUCCAUGAUGUCUGCUUAUGAUCGUAAACUAAUAAACCGGACUAGCAAUUACUUCAAGACCCAGAAAGCGCACCGCCUGCUCGAGGACCGGCACCACAGUCAGCGUAUCCAUCACCACCCGCGACGAAUCUGA
Messenger RNA from Alternaria infectoria, 1476 nucleotides. RefSeq lists its product as uncharacterized. The coding region runs from base 1 to 1476 and encodes 491 amino acids. The record is from RefSeq and is a predicted model, not a curated record. Lineage: Eukaryota; Fungi; Ascomycota; Dothideomycetes; Pleosporales; Pleosporaceae. The transcript has a single exon.